CUUUUCCUUGUCCGUCAACCGCUUCAAGGUGUUAUACGACAGACUCCUCAGCACAGCAAGAUGGGUGAUCAACAGGUUUAUCCCCAGCCACCUUACCCGCUGCAUGACUCCAUCAAGGACAAGCUCGAUCCGGAAUAUGUCGAAUUCUACAACAAGUAUCUUUUGAACGCUCCCCAAGUUCACUACCAGCCCGUGGCCGCCUCCCGAGUCGGGGGAAAGAUAAUACCAGGCGGGACUGAUCCCGUGCCCGUAGGCAAGACCAUCGACAAGGCCAUCCCCCGCCAGGAGACGACAGGCCCAGACGUGCGCGUCCGUGCCUUUGUCCCCGCGGGCCAACCACCCUCCCCGUCCGGCUGGCCCGUGUUCCUCUGGUACCACGGCGGCGGCUGGGUGCUGGGCAACAUUGACUCGGAGAACAGCCUGUGCAGCAGCAUCUGCGCCCGCGCGCGCUGCGUCGUGGUCACCACCGACUACCGCCUCGCGCCCGAGCACCCCUUCCCCGCGGCGGUGCACGACGCCUGGGAGGCCGCGCUGUGGGUCGCGACGGGAGCGGCGGCUCCUGCCCUCGGCGAGCCCCUGGACCUGGCCAAGGUCGCCGUGGGCGGGUCGAGCGCGGGCGGGAACCUCGCCGCCGUGGUGACGCAGAGGGCGCUCCGGCACGAGGCGUUUGCCAGGGCGGGCUUGUUCAGGUUCCAGCUGCUCGUCGUGCCCGUGACGGACAACACCGCAUCCGUCGAGACGAGCACCACCUAUGCAGAAUACGAGCACACGGCCGCGCUGCCCGUCGACAAGAUGCUGUGGUACCGCCGCCACUACCUCCCCGACCGGGCGGACUGGGCGUCGGUCGAGGCGUCGCCGCUGUUUGCGGAUGCAGACACAUUUGCCAAGCUGCCGCCUGCGCUGGUGGUCGUUGCCGGCCUGGACGUGCUGAGGUGGGAGGGCGAGGAGUACGCGAGGAAGCUGCGGGACGCGGGCGUCGAGGCAGAGGUCAAAGUCAUCGAGGGGGUUCCGCACCCCUUCAUCGUCAUGGAUGCUGUGUUGCAAAAGGGUAAAGAGGGUGUCGACUUUGUCUGUGAGCGUCUGGCUGCCGUUCUUGCUUAAUCUGGAGUAUGCCGAAGAUACCCGUCCGUCUUGUUUAAUCCAGUUCGGUACAUGGGAUUCUCAUACAAUAACAUCCCACAACAAGUGAAGCCUAGUUUGGAAAGCUGUCUGGGUGUUUAUAUCUUGCAAGGCAUUGCAUGCACGCCUCAACGAAACGUGGACUUCAAACUUGACUUGCUGCUCAUCAUGUCCAACUGGACUUGUGAAUAUUGUCUCAUACUGCAGACAUUCGAUCCGCUACCAAGACUAGAUCUGGCAGAAACGCACCUAAAAUAAAG
Messenger RNA from Pyricularia oryzae 70-15, 1379 nucleotides. RefSeq names its product esterase/lipase/thioesterase. Gene Ontology annotation, molecular function: hydrolase activity. The record is from RefSeq and is a predicted model, not a curated record. Bases 61 to 1101 code for a protein of 346 amino acids. The transcript has 2 exons. NCBI's taxonomy places the organism in Eukaryota, Fungi, Ascomycota, Sordariomycetes, Magnaporthales, Pyriculariaceae.